AUGCAGCCGACGACCAAAGGCAGCAGGGUCGCAGCCACUCGCCAGAGCGACGGGGGCGUCAAAACUGACGCAGUCGCCGUGGCAGCUGCAAGCCCUGGAGCCUCACCGUCCCCUCCGCUACAAAACUAUGCUUUUCCCACAGUGGAGGAGCUUGUCUCGCCAGCGGCGCCAUUUAGGAGCAGUAAAAGUGAGGACGUGUUGGAGCUCGAGACCCCCAGCCCUGUCGCUGCAGCGGCACGGCAACCCCCUGCCGCUGCGGUGCGCCGUGCGUCACGAGUUCGCUUCUCGCUGGCAUCGGAGCAGUUCUUCGAGCCACCCUUGCCUCCGCCGAGCGACGGGCUUUGGAACCGCGCUGACGGCGACCUCGCCUCGUUCGGCCACGGCAACGAGCUGCACCGCACGCUCUCCGUGUCUGCAACUCGGCUGGAGCCGUACAGCGUGAUCACUAAGACCGGCGGCGUGCAUAUUUCGCGGUGGACACAGGUGCUGGCGCUGCUCCAGCGCACCGGGCAGCAGUACACGCGCCAGAAGCUGCUCAUUAUCGCCGAGGUCGUUUCGCCGCUGCUCUUUGUCGUUCUCUUGAUCAUCCUGAACGUCGCCUUCGGCACCGAUUCCAUCCCCGAGACCGUGUUCACCGCCCCCACCGUGUACAGCUACCAGCUGAACCUGCACGACUACAUGACGUAUAUUUGCUACAACGACACGACGCGACCGAUCAACGGCCUGCACCCCUGCACCCACCUUCAAGUUCCCUAUUCGUGCGACGGGGACGAGUCCGACAUUCCGGUGUACGGGCUGUGCUACCUUAGCAGUUUCAAGAAACCUGCGGCGGUGGUGAAGCAGUACGUAGACUCCUUUAUGGGCGUCAUUAUCUCUCUACCGUCCCUCGACUCGAUCAUCGUGCAUCAGUGGAUGGCCAAGAAGGCCGGCCUGGCUAAGGACUCCCGUUCCCGCACCGCGUUGGCGGCACUCUCGAACGUCGGCAUCGGCUUGUCCGCCACGACUCGCUUCGACUCCAUCUCAUACUCGGGACUACUGUACUUCGCCCCCGCGGCGAACACGCCGGCAGCGCUGAUUGAAUACUUUCACAAGCACUGUGCCACGUUCGGGUAUGUCUACGGUGGUGUCCUCGACACAGUCGAAGAGGCGCACGCAACCAUAAAGGCCAACGGCUCAGAUGAAGUCCUCAACUCCACCUGGGGCCUGAUCAUCGUCAACGACAUUACAGAUGGCUUUGAUGUGCAGGUGCAGCUGCACAGCUCCGCGUUGCCGUCGCUGUCGUCGCCGACAGUGUCGCUGGAGUUUCGCGGAGGCUUCACGUACGACGGCACCGACAUGUUCCUCGCCUCUGGCUUUCUGUCGCUGCAGCAGAUGUUGUACACGUACUUCUACGAGAGCAGGGCGGAGGCAGGAGCGCUACCCAACCUCCACAGCGGUGCGGUCAGCCCGUACACGUUCAAGGAGAUCUACCCCGUCAUCUCCUCCUACCCCACCAUCGCCGCGCACACGCCGUAUCUGCUCUCGCUCUCCCCUUCCCUCGUCGCCCUCGUAAUGGUGAUGUCUUUCCUCUACCCUUUCGCUCAGGUGACGAAGCGCGUGGUGCUGGAGAAGGAGCUGUCCAUCCAGGAGUCCGUCUGUAUUAUGGGCCUGCGGCGCUCCUCCCUCUGGGUGAAUUUUCUCUUGGUCAUCUUCUUCGAGUACGUGCUCAUCUCGAUCCUUUUGACGGCGCUCCUGUGCGCCGUCGUCGCGCCGCGCUCGAACCCCUUCGCUGUCUUCAUCAUUCUGUUCGUGUACUCCCUCACCCUGAUCCCGUUGUGCGGCCUCGUCUCUGCCUUCUUGAGCCGUGCUCGCAUGGCGACGCUGAUGACACCGCUCCUCUACGUUGUCCUCUCGACGCCGAUCUUCGCCAUGGCCACCCCGAGCCGCGGCAUCGUCGUUGGCCUGUCGCUUCUCUCCCCAGCCGCGCUCGCCUCGCUUCUGACGGAUGUCUUCAUCGUCGAGGCCGGUGGCGGCUUUCAAAUCCACCACUUCAUGAGUCCGCACUUCAACGCCGAGCCGUACCUCAUCAUGAUCAUCCUCGCGUGCGACUGUGUCCUUUACCUGCUGCUCAUGGUCUACCUCAAUGCCGUGCUGCCGCAGGAGUGGGGUACCCGAAAACACCCGCUCUUCUUCAUCAUCGAGCCGUGGGUGUGGCUGAAGGACACCUGCGGGACCUGCUGCAGCUGCCCCACGAAUGCUCCGCGUGGGAGUGCAUCUGAGCCUGUCGCUGGAGCGACGGGGGCAACGGCGACGUCACAGAAGUCGCAACGACCCGGUUCUCUCGCCUUCGACCCCCGUAUCAGUCGCGACGCCUCGACCGACGACAAGAAGGACAUCGGUGUUCGCAUCAGUCAUCUCUGCAAGUACUUCCAGCGCAACGCCAAGCGUUUUGCGGCGGUGGACAACGUAUCGUGGAACAUGUAUCGUGGUGAGAUCGCGGUGUUGCUGGGGCCGAACGGUGCUGGCAAGUCGACGGCGAUCAAGAUGAUCACCGGCAUCCUGGCCGCCGACAGUGGCGACUGCUUCAUUGAAGGCUACUCGAUAACCCAGAAUGUGGCUGAAGCGCGGCACGAGAUCGGCUACUGCCCGCAGCACAACAUCCUUUGGCCUGACCUGACCUGUCGCGAGCACCUCGAGUUCUACGGCAAGAUCAAGGGCCUGCGCGGGGCCGAACUGGAGGACGCCGUCGUGGACAUUCUCCGUGCCGUCGACCUUGAGGAGAAGGUGGACGCUAUUCCAGGGCAAAUGUCGGGUGGCCAGAAGCGGAAGCUGUCCGUCGCCAUCGCCUUCGUGGGCCGCAACCGCGUCGUCCUCCUCGAUGAGCCGACCGCCGGCAUGGACGCGGCUGCACGACGUCACACGUGGUGUCUUCUGCGCGCCAUGACCCAGCACCACACAAUUCUCCUCACAACGCACUUCAUGGACGAAGCGGACUUGCUCGGUGACAACAUCGCCAUUGUGACAGAGGGUGUGCUGCAGUGCGCCGGCAGCACGGCGUUCCUGCGCCAGUAUGCUGGGGUCGGCUACACCCUCCGCUUCGAUCUCAGUCCCGUCCCGACGCAGAAGGAUGGCGAUGCGGCGCGGCAGCCCAGGGUUGCCGCGGUGUGGGCGAAGCUUCAUCAGCUCGUCAUGUCGCACCUCCCCGAUUCCACCUUGGUGCUGCAGACGGAUGCGGAGGUGGAGUACGAGCUGCGGCUCGGCACCGAUGCUCGCCUUCCAGGGUUUUUGAAGGAUAUGGAAUCGCGCGGCAACCAGCAGCUGCACAUCCGCGGCUACGCGCUUCGGGCGCCGACGCUGGAGAAUGUGUUCAUGCGUGUCGUCGAGCACCAGAUUGCGCCAUCCCCACAGGUGGCAGUGGUGCGUGCGGCGGACGAGGCGGUGGCGCGAGAGCAGGUCGAUGGCAAAAAAGACGGCGGCCGCACCAACAGCGGCCCGCCGACGGCCCCCUCGUCUCCGUUAGUGCACCACUUUAUGAGCCGCCGCAUGUCGCGGGCCUCGCUGCACUACCUCAACAACGAAUCGACGCUGAACUACGGCAACAACGCGGAGCCGGGCGACGGCGAUGAGGACCCGAUCCCGGACUUCGCGGCCGCGAGUCCCACACAACAUCAGACACCAAGUGACGUUGUCGGCGCGAGGUCGAUGGCUGCCGCAGGACCCGACGGCGGUAACGCGGGCGGGGUACAUGUCGCCGGUGUCGCCGAGAACAACAACGCGAGCGUCACGGGACUGCGGCAGCGGGAGAGUCGCAGCAGAAGCCCCAACUACCACGAGAGCGCCGAGGGCCCCCCAAGCUUGUCGGCCCAAUUUCCCCAGGAGGUCGUUGGCUUGGAGGACUUUUGUGCGGCGGCAAACAGAUCACUUGCCGGUGCUGCACCGUCAGUGCGGAGGACCACCACCGCCGCACUGACGGCGCAGCAGCACCAGGGAAGCACCACGACUGGCGUCUCCGAUAGCGACAUCCCCGGGGUGGCCACAGUGGCGGCUCGCGUCCGCCGUCCAGACAGAGCGCCCUGCCCUCCGCUCUCAGAGGCCAUGGUGAGCGAAAGCCACGCGCGAACAAGCGCUGUCUCCGCCCCCUCUAAUGCUGCCCCCGUCCCCGCCGCCGCACCACCACCAGCACCAGCAGCCACAGCCGCAGGGACGAACCCGAGUGUUCGCAGCGAAGCCUUCCUCUACAAACUGGUCACCGACCAUCACCUCACCAAGGUCUGGGAGUCGCGGCAGACAUCCCAGCGCUGGCACCUGUGGGGGCUGCAGCUGCGUGGUAUGAUGUACAAGCGCUUCUUAUGCGCCAUACGCGACCCUCGCAUGCACUUCUUUCAGAUUAUCUGCCCGAUCCUCUGCAUCCUCCUGGUGAUGUCGCUGCAGCUCGUGAAGGGCGGCGGCGAUGAAGGGAGGCUGUACCUCUCGCCCUCGGUUUUUGGCGUGGAGUCGGCGAUGCAGGUGUCCGGGUGCACAAACUACAUGGGGGAUGUGGCCCACAUGCACAAGUAUGGGCACAACUUUAGCACGCUGUCCUUCAGUGACCCAAACUUCGUCAGCUCCACGGAUAUGUCGAGCGAGCUGCUUGACACGUGGUUCACUCACAGCCGCAACCGCUUCAUGAGCCUGCAGUGCGGCGACCCCGACGUAGAGCUGUACCUGACCUUCUUCUACCCUAAUGUCAUCGGCACGCGGCAAGUGAACACGCUUCUGUACAACACCUCCUCGCGCAACAGUCUGCCGAUUGCGAUGCACAUAAUGCACGCCAUGGCGUACUUUGGCGCCCUUGGCACGAGCACUGAUGCGGCCGCGGCAACCUACACGAUGACCCUGGCAGGGCUGCCGCAGGAUGCGAAGGCGACACAGGCAACAAGCGCCAUCUCCAGCAUUCUCAUCGGCACUAUUUUCCUGAUCCCGUUCACAUUCCUGCCGGCUAACCCGGUGGCGUGGGUGGCAAAGGAGUACGAGUCACGCGCGCGGCACCUGCAGACGGCCUCGGGGCUCCUCUACCUCGUCUACUGGAUCGGCAAUUUCCUGUUCGACUUCACCGCCUACGUCGUGUCCAUGCUCUUCAUCGUCGUCACCUUUCUUAUCUUCCAGCGCUGGGAGUACGUCGGGUGCGAGGCGAUCGGGGCCACCAUUGCCUCCUUCUCCAUUUACGGUAUUUGCUACUGCUGGUGCUCGUACAUGGUGAGCUUUGCCUUUACGGAGCACACGACGGCGCAGAUCGUCGUGCUGGGCGUGAGCUUCCUCACCGGAUUUCUGUGCGUUAUGCUGGUGUUCGUGUUGAGCCUGCUCGAAAAAACACUCUCGGCGUCGAACGCGCUGCGCUGGGUCUUCCGCUUGCUUCCCCCCUACUCCAUUGGUGAGGUGAUCCUCAACCUGGCGCUGCUGGAGCAGAAGAAGGUGACGGACCCGUCCUUGACGGCGUGGAGCAUGUCCAUCACGGGCUGGCCUGACAUCUACAUGGCCGUCGAGGCCCCCAUCUUCGCCGCCAUCACGCUGCUCUGGGAUCACCCCAACCGACGUUCGGUCAUCGACCAACUCAGUGUUUGGUGGGCUGCGCGGUGGUGCCGUUGCUGCGGUGGCUCGGGGUUCUGGCGUCGUCAUCGCACACAAAAGACGGAUCAACAAGGCCGGCGGGCAACGAUGCCUGGCGCGGUUGCCGUCACAGUGGAUGACACCAGCGCUACUCCUAUCAGCGCCGCCGCGGCGUCGCCCAGGUCCUCACCCCCAAACGCUCUGUCGCCCAUUCGUCGAAGCCACGACAAUGGCUCUCCGACUGUCGGCGGCAAUGGGACGGCGGAGGUGGCGCCCACGGAGACGAGUGUGUUGAUGCAAGGCCCACCGCUACGGGCCAAAGUCAUCGUCCCAGACACCUACCGUUCUCCACACAAGCAAUGGGGAGAGGAGCCGGUGGGGUCGAAUGCGAGCCCAUUCCCCAUGACCCCGAUUUCUUCUGCUGACGCAAACGUGGGAGGCGGUGUCGUGGGGUUGGCUGGGCCCACCCUGAUGGGUGUUACGGGGGCACAGCAGAGUCAGCAGCAGCUGAUGAGUGGUCAGCCUGUGAGCGACCGGGCAAACGGCCCCACGCUGCCCGAGAUGGUCUACCCGCCUCCGCGGUGGUACAUGGCGGAGGUGCUGCGGCGCCGGCAGGAAGAGGAGGACAGCGACGUCGAGGAGGAACGUGGCGCUGUGUACCAGGCCGAGCAGCAGCACCUUGCUGAGCAGGAGGCGCUCUCCAUCAGAGCUGCCUCCUCGCGUCACCACUCACCCCAGCAGAAGGGUAGCGACAAGGAGGAGAAGUGCCAACAGCAGACUGAACCGACGGUGGAGUCGUGUGAUGCUGUGCGUCUUGUCGAUCUUCACAAGGUCUAUCACGCGCCGCGCAAGGUGGCAGUGCGUGCGCUAACGCUCAGCGUCAUGCACGGCGAGGUGUUUGGCUUCCUCGGAACGAACGGUGCGGGCAAGAGCUCCGCCCUGGCCAUCAUCACCCAGGAGCAGCUGCCGACGAGCGGCCGUGCAUAUGUGUGCGGCAACGACGUGGUGCGCGAGAGUCGCCGCGCUGCUCGGUCUCUUGGGUACUGCCCGCAGUUCGACGCAUGUCUCGACCUGCUCACUGUGACGGAGCACCUGCGUCUCUACGCCAUAGUGCGCGGUGUGCCCGUCGGCCAGCUGGAAAGCCUCGCCACCAGUCUCCUGAUCAUCUGCAACCUUACGCAGUACCGUCAUGUCUCCGCUAGGCAGCUCUCCGGUGGCAACCGGCGCAGGCUGAGUGUGGCCAUCGCGCUGAUCGGCGCACCCAAGGUGUUGUGCCUGGACGAACCAACCUCCGGCAUGGACCCCCUGGCGCGGCAGCUGCUCUGGCGUGCGAUCGAUCGCGUCUCUCGCAAAUGCUGUAUCCUUCUCACGACCCACCACCUGGAUGAGGUGGAAGCCCUCGCGGACUGCGUCGGCAUCAUGGUGGACGGUGGUCUACGCUGCUUCGGUGACAUGCCGCACUUGAAGCACAAGUACGCCAGCAAUGCGUAUGAGCUGACGCUGCGCGUGUCCCCGGGGGCGCGUCGGUGCGCGCAGAAGCGCCGCGAAGAGCAGCGUCAGCGCACCACGGCGGAGGCUGGUGUCUCACCGGUGGCGGACCUCCAACGGUCAAGCCCAAGUACUCCGCACGGCCUGAGCAACAAGAACCAGGGCGGCACGAUCAACUCCGCGCUGGGUCGCCGCACGUCCACCUCCUACGCCGGCAACGACCUCAUCGACACCUCCGACGAUAUCUUUCAGUUCAUGCUCAAGGCAUUCCCAUCGGCGCUGCUCAUCGACGUCUUCAACAACGAGCGGUACAUCUACACUCUGCCAGCGACCCCCGACGUGGCGAACGCCAUGCAGCAGCUCCUGCAGCAGCAGCAAAGCCGGUGCAGUAUGCAGCUUGUGCAGACACCGUUAGUCAGCGCGAAGAACUAUGUCGGUCAGCACAGCGCCACGAAUGCACCCAAAACGUUGCCGCCGAUCGUGCGUCUGUCCGAGGUGUUUGAGACACUCCGGGCCGCGCAGGCGGAGCUGGGUAUCACGGAGUACAGCGUGUCCCAAGUGUCACUGGAGCAGGUGUUCCUGCGCGUGUGCAGCGCCGAGGAAACACUCAAUCAGGACCGCCGCCACAACCGCGCCACCACAACCUCUCCAACUAGUCAGUCUACAACCUUCGUCGUCAACUCAAACACAUCCAGCAGUGCGACCCCUCAUGCCCAUCUGCUGCAGCGACAGGGCAGCCGCGCGUCUUUCAUCGCGCGGAGCUCGCCCGCAGCGAUGCGUGAUAGCGGUGCGUCACCGUCACGGCGUCGCCUGAGUAUGCCGUCGUACGGCAAUCUUCCUGGCGCCACGGCGGCGCCACGUGUGACCUUCGCCGAGUACCGCCGUCAACGCGCCUUGGGGGGACUUCGCACUGAGGCCGCUGAGCCGCACCUUACCACGGCGAAGCAGCAGCGGGCGGCACAGCCGGAUCAUGAGAGCACGCCUUGA
Messenger RNA from Leishmania mexicana MHOM/GT/2001/U1103, 8040 nucleotides. RefSeq names its product ABC1 transporter-like protein. Gene Ontology annotation, molecular function: heme binding; ATP binding; lipid carrier activity. Lineage: Eukaryota; Euglenozoa; Kinetoplastea; Trypanosomatida; Trypanosomatidae. Gene Ontology annotation, cellular component: intracellular membrane-bounded organelle; membrane. Gene Ontology annotation, biological process: response to oxidative stress; transmembrane transport; lipid transport. The coding region runs from base 1 to 8040 and encodes 2679 amino acids. The record is from RefSeq and is a predicted model, not a curated record. The transcript has a single exon.